AUGAAGUUGCUUCGUAAACUCCGGGUGAAGCCGUCCGGCGCAGGGCAUGGCGACUGGGAGGCGAUCAGCAUCAGUGCCUACAUCGAGAUCCUCCCACCUCCAGCCCUGGCAAAGAUCGACUGGGCUUGCAAGGCACGCUUCGAGAUCUCGAUGCUAUACGAGUACCUCGAUGAGCUGUGGAACUUCCGCCGCGAGGGCGGGGUCUUCAUCUUCACCAACAAAGUCUCGGACCAGGGAUGGUGUAACUUCCUGAGCCUGGACCGGAUUACGCGCGAGCCCGGCUGGCUAAAGGCUGGCGGGCUGCGUCUGCAGGGACAUGUAGAGCUGCCAUUCACCGAUGCUCCGUGCCGGGGACAGCCGCUGGACUUCACGCAGGAGGCAGCCUUCGUGACGAUACGACUCUCCGAAGGGCCUCCACUGCUCUUUGACAAGCGUAUACUCAGCGAGCGCUCGGAGUACUUCCGUGAGAUGCUGGCAUCCAAGUGGCGGGAAGGUCAGACCAACGAAGUCGACCUGAGCAUGACCCCCGACAUCCAGCGCAACUCCCUUGAUGCGGUGCUCUGCUAUCUCAUGUCCAGCCGCUUCUUCUCCGGCGGAGACGCAACGUUCGCCUUCGCUGUGCGGAAGCUGGCAGACCAGUUCUGCCUGAAGGACCUUGUGGACACGGUAGAAGCCGAGUUAGUGACGAUGCUGUCGCAACUCGACGACUUCUGGAUACUAGUAUGCGAUGCGGAAAUAAGCUUUGUUCCAGAGUGUGCCACCGGGACCUCCAAAAACUGCGGAUGA
This is a messenger RNA of Symbiodinium sp. CCMP2592, 786 nucleotides long. NCBI's taxonomy places the organism in Eukaryota, Dinophyceae, Suessiales, Symbiodiniaceae. The record is from the annotation of a GenBank genome assembly.